CACGCGGCGCCAAUACACUGCAGACGUGGUCGAAACAGGACGCAUUGAAGAUUAUGUCGGCCAGUACGCAAGGCGUAUACAUUCUCAUAUUUUUUAUGGUGACACCGGAUGCCGCUCCUUUCACUGCACGUUCUCCUGUAUGUAACAUGGCCUGCAAGCCUAAUGAAAGACCAAGCUGCCUCACAAAAAGCCCAAAUUCUGCUUUCAGUAUGAAAUGCUGUCCAAAACAGUGGCGGUGUUUGUAUUGUUGGUCUAGUAGUUGCCCGAAUUUCGAAUCGCUCACUUGCAGUAAUUCUCGGGGCAUCUGCAAAUGCUUUUGCAAGUUUCCAGCCGGCGCAUCUUUUCCGGCAAAGCAACCACUACAACAACGCCGAUACCACUCGCCAUCUCGCAGGAGGCCUUGAGCACCUGAUUGGGGCUUGAAGUGAGUGCGUACGCCACG
Molecule: messenger RNA, 442 nt
Organism: Rhipicephalus microplus (southern cattle tick)
Lineage: Eukaryota; Metazoa; Arthropoda; Arachnida; Ixodida; Ixodidae
Source: RefSeq, a predicted model, not a curated record